AGCCAGCAACCUUAUUAAUUAAUAAUCUGCAGAAGAACAUAGACAAGACAUGAUUUCAGGCGCCAAUUCUUGCUUCCCUAAUGCCUUGUAUGGCGUUAACGAAGACUUCCUUGUUUCUGCUAUCCCCGGCUCCGACCUGGCUCCAGCGAACUCUCUCCCUUACGGCCUCUCCGCCCUGAAAGAGAAGGUUAACCAGGUGCAAUCGCUGCUCGACAUCUUCGUCUCCUCCGAUCAUCAGACGUCCCGGCCGCCCCAGUCCCCGCCCGCCGAGUCAACGGCCAUGGCCGUCGCCACCAUGGCCGGCCUCAUCCAAGAAAUCAUUGUCACUGCUUCGUCCAUGAUGUUCGCUUGCCAGCAGAUGGCUCUGAGUCCGUAUGCCGUGGUCUCCAGUGCUGCAGAUCAGGCGUUGCAGUCCAUGCAACACGAACACGCUCGUCUUGUUCACAUGGACGUCGGAGAAAGAGGGCAAGGCUUCUUCCCAUGCCAAGAAGAUCUCGAUCACUGCGAUAACUACAACACAAGCAAUCAAAGCGACGGAACCAAUCAUGUCGCCGUAGUUGUUAGCAAGAAUCACGAAGAGAGGAGGAGGGAUUUGGGGCAAGAUGAAAGUUCAUCGCCAAAGCAGUACGAUAUCAUAGAGCUGGAAGCCGCCGAUUUACUGGCCAGGUUUUCGCAUUACUGCAAAGUUUGCGGGAAAGGGUUCAAGCGGGACGCGAAUCUGAGGAUGCACAUGAGGGCUCACGGCGACGAGUACAGAUGCUCCGCCGCUCUGACCAACCCCACGAAGAACAACGCCAGCGGCGGCGAGAGGAAGUUGCCGAGGAAAUACUCGUGCCCGCAAGAAGGGUGCCGGUGGAACCGGAAGCACGCCAAGUUUCAGCCAUUGAAGUCGAUGAUUUGCGUGAAGAACCACUACAAGAGGAGCCACUGCCCGAAGAUGUACGUCUGCAAGAGGUGCAACAGGAAGCAGUUCUCGGUGCUGUCCGAUCUGAGAACUCAUGAGAAGCACUGCGGCGACCUGAAAUGGCGGUGUUCUUGCGGCACCACAUUUUCCCGGAAAGAUAAGCUUAUGGGUCAUGUUGCUUUGUUUUCCGGGCAUGCUCCGGCCUGCGGUGAGAAAUAUGGGGCAAGCUCAACAACAAGAUCGAUUGCAAAUUAAUUAUGUGUGAUUAUUAGAUUAGAUGUAGAUAAAUAGGUGAGAGUUUUAAUCUAGCUAAUUAAUUAUGUCUAAUUUUGAUGCAUUAAGUUGUGAGUUUUAGGGUUUAUAUAUAUAUCCAUUAGGUAAUCAAUAAUAAUGUUGAAUAAAAAUAAUUUCUAUGUAAUUUAUGA
This is a messenger RNA of Diospyros lotus (date-plum), 1329 nucleotides long. RefSeq names its product protein SENSITIVE TO PROTON RHIZOTOXICITY 2. NCBI's taxonomy places the organism in Eukaryota, Viridiplantae, Streptophyta, Magnoliopsida, Ericales, Ebenaceae. Bases 50 to 1159 code for a protein of 369 amino acids. Gene Ontology annotation, biological process: response to acidic pH; response to aluminum ion. The record is from RefSeq and is a predicted model, not a curated record. The transcript has 2 exons.